ACAGCGAUAUUUUUCGAAUUCAAGCACUACAAACCCAAAAAAGACAUCGUGAGUACGAGAUGUUUCGCAUUCAUGGAACAAGAUGAGUUCAAGCCGGGUCCCGCCUGCAUAGAACUGUAAGUAGACAGGCUUUGUUUAAAAACGGCGAAGUUUUUGAUUUUUUUGUGGGUCUACUGGUUCCGUGUACUACGACUACCCCCUCAUUAGGGUUCACGAAAUACGCGAGUGCGCGUGAGAUUCGCUGCCCGCGAUGACAGGCUACACGCGGUGGAAGGAGAGAAAUGAGAGACCUUCGUUUUCUCUUCUUUCUCUGUCUCGCCAACGAGUGACUCCCUUUCCUGUUUUUGCUGUGUCUCCUGUGUCUCGCGGCGGUUUUCACCCGCGCUCGCGUACUUUCUGCAUCCUAUUAUCCCUGAGAAAGUCUGUUCCAGAAGUUUAGAUUGUGGACAGUGGCGCGAAAUCCCCCAGUCGCCGCCCCAACUCUGCUAACUUCUCUUUGUGCACUGCACCCUGUCUCAAUCCCUGGAAAAGGCUGUCUCCGAAGGUAGUCAAGGACCGCUCGUAUUUUACUGAAUCUGCUAGCUUUCAAUUAAGAAAGCUAACCGGAUUAACCUGUUCUUUUAGGUAUCAGAAGCCAACAGACUUUCACCGCAAGAGGUUAAACCUGUUGACGCAAAAACCGCUUUAUCUUCAUGUCACACUCAACAUUCUUGACGAUUAG
Molecule: messenger RNA, 721 nt
Organism: Porites evermanni
Lineage: Eukaryota; Metazoa; Cnidaria; Anthozoa; Scleractinia; Poritidae
Source: the annotation of a GenBank genome assembly